Molecule: messenger RNA, 927 nt
Organism: Strongyloides ratti
Lineage: Eukaryota; Metazoa; Nematoda; Chromadorea; Rhabditida; Strongyloididae
Product: Corepressor interacting with RBPJ 1
Exons: 3
Coding region: 1-927 (308 amino acids)
Biological process (GO): negative regulation of DNA-templated transcription
Cellular component (GO): nucleus
Molecular function (GO): transcription corepressor activity
Source: RefSeq, a predicted model, not a curated record
AUGGGAAAAGGAUUUCAAAAUUUUAUGUCCAAGAAGGAUUUUCAUCCUUCGGCCAUAUGGAAUUUGAAAAGGAAAUAUGAAGCACUUGAAAAACAAAAAAUGGAAGAAAAAAGGCAGGCAGAAAUGGAUGAGUUAUAUAAAAAAGAACAAGAAAUUUUAGAACAUAAAGCACUUCUUGGAGAUGAAAAAGCUAAACUUGGUCUUAGUUUUAUGUAUGAUGCUCCAGCAGGUAUAAAUAAAAGAGAAGAAGAAAAUAAACCAGAACCUAAAUUUGAAUGGCAAAGGAAAUAUAAUGCUCCAAGGGAGGCGUAUGCUAGAAACAAUGACCAAAUUGUAGAUCAGCCAUUUGGUAUUGAAGUGAGACAUGUAAGAUGUGUAAAAUGUAAAAAAUGGGGACAUCUUAAUACUGAUAGUGAAUGUCCAAUGUUUUCAAAAGACGAUGAAUUUACCAGUACUAAUCCCUCAGAAAUAUUUAAAGCUGGAAAAGCAAACUCAUCAGUUGCAACUAAACAAGAGCCUUCUGUAAGUAAAGGACAAUUGAUAUAUGAAAUGAAAGAAGAGCAUGGAUUAUUAUUAAAAGAAAAGAUAUUAUCUAAUAUUCGUACAGAUGAAUGCUUGACGUCUCUUGCGAUGCAGAUAAAUAUAAAAUACUUCAAAAAAUUCUUAAAAAAGAGGCAAAAAAAGAAAAGAAAAAAAAAAGGCGUGAAGAAAAAAAAAAGCACAAAUGUAAAUAAAUUAAUGUCUAAUGUACAAAAAACUAUUUCAAAAAAAGAAGCUCAAAGACAAGCUAUAGAUUUAUCAGAAGCUUUAGAUGGAUUAAGUAAUUUAUUGUUUAAAUUGGUUGAAAGAAAACGACAAUUAAUUCUUGAACAUGAUAUGUUGAAAGAGGAAUUGGUCAAGAAGUCAUCAAAUAAACAAAAUAAAUAA